Penicillium riverlandense is the source of this 765-nucleotide messenger RNA. RefSeq lists its product as uncharacterized. The transcript has a single exon. The record is from RefSeq and is a predicted model, not a curated record. The coding region runs from base 1 to 765 and encodes 254 amino acids. Lineage: Eukaryota; Fungi; Ascomycota; Eurotiomycetes; Eurotiales; Aspergillaceae.
AUGGCCAGUGACGAGAAAUCAAAGAUCCCGUUCGAGGACUGGGACCACCAUUCCUCCGAGCGAGAGACCUCCCUGUCUCCAGCUACGGAUACUUCAACUGAGAUCGGGGAACCGCCCCAAUACGAGCCCCCGCAGACCAGAGCCGAAGGGAGCUCAUCAGGAGCGAGAGCUGCACAAGCAUUAUCUCCUGACCGUGACAAACCCAUUGCAAUCCCGGCCAUUGAUGCGGCCAAUGAGUCGCCGUUUCUCCGCGCCUAUGCGCCCAUCUUGAGCAAGCACAAGCUCCCCAAGGACUCAUUUCUUACCUUCCUGGAUCAACUCAAUGAUGCUGUUGCCACCAGCCCACCGAUGCAGGUGCUCGAUGCAACAGGUGGCGUGCUCCAAUCCGUUCCAAUCCUAUUUCCCAUUAGAUGGAUUGGCUCCGCUGUCAGCGAAUUGGCAAAUCUUGGCGGGCACGGUAUUUCCAAGGGCCGUUCUGAUUCAGCGAUUCGGCGAGCAAACAAAGACAUUUUUGGGCCGCGCGGGCUGAAGGUCGAGAUUGCUAAGCUCGAUGCCGUUGCCCAUAUUGCUCAGAUUCCUAUUCUCGAUUCCCAGGGCAAAGUAAACCGGCAAGCACCUCUUUUUCAACAACUAGAGAAGCUAUCCAAUACUCCCACGGACCGGCGCAAGAGCUUGACCUGCAGCAGCAACGCAUCAGACUCUUGGAGCCGUGGAUCGCGGAACUCGAGCUGGAGAUUUUGCCUUGGACUUCCAAAUCUAGAUUGA